Messenger RNA from Amyelois transitella, 701 nucleotides. RefSeq lists its product as uncharacterized. Gene Ontology annotation, cellular component: cytoplasm. The coding region runs from base 93 to 443 and encodes 116 amino acids. Gene Ontology annotation, molecular function: glutathione disulfide oxidoreductase activity. Lineage: Eukaryota; Metazoa; Arthropoda; Insecta; Lepidoptera; Pyralidae. The transcript is spliced from 3 exons. The record is from RefSeq and is a predicted model, not a curated record. Gene Ontology annotation, biological process: cellular response to oxidative stress.
GUCAUUUCCUUUCAAGCUAAGCAAAUCAAUAGUACAAAAUUGGUACAAAAUCUGUCAAAAUUUACUUCGUUUCAGUUCAGCAGAAUAUUUUUAUGGGAUCACGGUCGAGUAAAAUUGCUCAAGCAACAAAAAUGGCCAGUUCAGCAGAUGUCACUCAAUUCAUUAAGAAUGCUAUUUCUCAGGACAAAGUUGUUGUAUUCUCAAAAUCUUAUUGUCCGUAUUGCACCUUGGCUAAAGAUGUGUUCAAAAAGGUGAAGCAGCCCUGCAAAGUGUAUGAGCUCAAUGAGAGAGACGAUGGUGAUGCCAUCCAAGAGAGUCUUCAGAAGAUCACUGGAUUUAGAACUGUGCCACAAGUAUUUAUCAAUGGAACUUGCGUUGGUGGAGGAAGUGACGUCAAGGCACUAUAUGAAUCAGGAAAACUAGAACCUAUGCUUGUGGGAUAAACUUUAUAACUUUGUUAAGCUUAAAUGUUAAAUUGUAACAAGUUACUAUUUUCUUAUGAUUCAGAAAAAUUAUAUGAUUUUCUUUUUGUUUAUAUACAUUCAAAGUACAAGUUUUCAAUGAAAUUGUUUGGAGUUUUGUUAAAUAUUAUAAGUAUUUAUUGUACUUAUGUCUUUAAGUCUCAAAUUUGAAGUUCGUCGCUAAAAGAAAUUUUGUACAUAAAUUUUAAUGCAAAUAAUAAAAAAUAUUUAUUAGCGUUA